This is a messenger RNA of Ctenocephalides felis (cat flea), 2176 nucleotides long. RefSeq names its product transmembrane 7 superfamily member 3-like. The transcript is spliced from 8 exons. Bases 129 to 1706 code for a protein of 525 amino acids. The record is from RefSeq and is a predicted model, not a curated record. Lineage: Eukaryota; Metazoa; Arthropoda; Insecta; Siphonaptera; Pulicidae.
GUGGCAGCACUGACAGUUCUUUUGUUUAAUUUUUGUAGAUAAUGUUAUUGUAUAGUUUUAAUUGAAUCGUGGUUGUUUUGUGAUUUUGCCGGUGUAGUGAGUUUAACAAAUAAAACUUAAAUACUACAAUGUUCUGUAGAUUAGUGAUUUGGUUUACUUUAACCACACUUAUUACAAGCUCUGCCGCAUCUGAAGUAUUUGGGGAUCGUACAGUGGAAAUAUCAUUGAAAAAUGCUAAUGGUCACAACCAAAUUUCUUAUGAACAACAAUUCACUUUAUUUGCUAAUGAAAUCUGGACAUUAUCAGUGAGAGAUUUUCCUCCUAAUAUCAGCUUCGGCAUUCUGCAAGUACAUGCUUAUGCCUAUAAUAUAAGUUUAGCGUAUUCUCAAAAUAUGACCUAUGAAAAUUCUGUGAAUGGAACUAAUGUUGGAUUAAACAUUAAGGAGGAUAAUGAUCUUUACUUAUUCAAUACUGGUCCCUUUACUAACAUAUCUAUAAUGAUAAUUGUUACAGCAUAUGACGAAUCAGCCCCUGUGCCAGGCGGCUGUAACAUGGAAUUUCCAACUGAACAAGCCUCUUAUUUGCAAGUGUAUGAUAUUCAAAACUUACAUAAGGUUGUAGCUGCGCCAGCAUCCGUUCCAAACAGUAUUUGUGGCAGACCCAAUAUUAAAUAUGAUUGGUAUCAUUAUUUUUUGCCGAGCCGUGAUUUUUCAGAACAAAGUUACUUUCAAUAUCUGAAAGAUAUGGUAACUGUAGAGCAAAUAAUGAAGCAUGGCGCUUUGAGUACUCAGAAAUUUGGUCCAGCGGUAACUAGGUUGUACAAUGCAAUUAUUGGAAACGGUGUUGUGGUUGCCUUAAUUGCCUCUAUAGAAAACACAACUUUUAAAGCAGCGUAUGUUCCAUAUUUGACUUACUCAUGUAGUUUGGUGUUCUCCGAAAAUAGCUGUGAUGUUUUACCAACGACGUUUUCAAAAGUAUUGUGUGGUAUUACAUUUGCCUUGGGUUUUGCGCUGUGUUUUUUUGGAAACAAACUAGAGCUCCUCCAGAUUGCGGGAACUUGUAGUAUCAUUUGUGGUAUAUUGGCGUAUAUUGCAUCCACUGCAUUUUAUUUGAGUGUUGACGCUUGUCUUUGGAUUUCAGUUUUAUUUGCCACCAUCGGAGGUAUUUCAGCUUGCUAUUGCCAAUUUAGUGGUAUGAUAUUUCGACUUUUGGGUUUGCUAUUUUCAGGAUUGCUCUUAGGAUUAUUGUUAGCCAGUUCUAUUGUGUUUUAUUCUCCAGAAAGUCUUCAGUUGGUACAAUCCAAUGCGGCAUAUUACACUGUGAUGAUAGCUGUUACGAUUUUGGUGGCAAUUUUUAUUGCAAUUACAACUUGUUGUGGCAACGAAAUUAGCAGUGCUAUUGUUGGUUCUACUUUACUGUCGUUGCCUAUUGAUUAUUAUUACGGGGGACAUUUCCAAUAUGUUUUAAUUAAUACUAUCCGUUAUGCGAUCGUGAAUGAUUUCAAGUAUGCCGUUGUUACUCCACCUUUCCAAUGGAUAGAUGGCAUUAUUUCGGUGGUGCGCUUGGUUGCUGCUGUAUUGGGAAUUUGGAUUCAAUUGAGAUCAUUUUGCUCUUCCAGAAGAAAUGUACCAGGAAGCAUCAAGGGUCGUUUAUUAUCUCAAGGUCACAGGAGCUAUGGUUCGGACAAUGUUUUUUUAUCUCCUUAAUUUAUAUCUAUACCUUAAUGCCUUAAUGAAGUGCAGAUUUUAAUAAUUUCACUUAAUCUCAAAGCUCCAUAGUUUUGGUGAUAACUUCGAUAUCUCUAUAGAAGUAUGUAUUAGAAUACUUAAGACAUUAUUUUUAAGUAAUUAAGUAUAAGAAUAUACACAAGCGCAAUAAAAAUUUCGAUUCUAUUUUUAUAAUAUAAUUUUAACAUUGAGUUUGUUAUUGAAAUGUGAAGUAUGCAUUGAUCAAAGGUCUACUGAAAAUUUGAGUGAUUUUAUAUGUUUCAGUGGCUAAUAGGAGCCCUUCCAAAAGUUUCCCUUCUAAAGUAAUAUUUCGUAUAUUAUAGGCAACACGAACCUCAAUAAAACAUUGGUUCUGGCUAUUAUGUUUAGUUUUGAAAUGCAGAAUCGCACUUAUUCGUCGAGUCAAUUCUUUCAAUUAACUGAAAUUUUGCAUUACAGGUAGAACACCC